Populus trichocarpa (black cottonwood) is the source of this 1730-nucleotide messenger RNA. RefSeq lists its product as uncharacterized. The record is from RefSeq and is a predicted model, not a curated record. Bases 217 to 1569 code for a protein of 450 amino acids. Gene Ontology annotation, cellular component: alpha DNA polymerase:primase complex. NCBI's taxonomy places the organism in Eukaryota, Viridiplantae, Streptophyta, Magnoliopsida, Malpighiales, Salicaceae. The transcript has 16 exons. Gene Ontology annotation, biological process: DNA replication, synthesis of primer.
UAUGUACUUCUAUUGAAGAAAGACAAACAGAGAAGAGAAGAGAAGAGAAGAGAAGCAAUGAGAGCAAAAAUCGAUCGAAACCGAGAGAGAUAAAGUAGCUAGCUAAUUUCAACAAAUACAAAGCUUUUGAAGUAAUUAAUUUCAGGAUCUGGCUCGCCUGCUGAUUCUGCUGUUGUAAUUUGAAAACAGACUCUCUCUCUCUCUGACUAAGCAAGCAUGGAUAGAGAAGAAAGCGAGAAUGGAAGGGAAGACAUGUUGAUUGAUGGACAGAAGCAGGGAAAUGUUUCUGUCCCUAGCGAAUUUAAUGUUAAUUACCUCAAACUUUAUUAUGCAAAGCUCUUUCCUUAUGCUGAUAUGUUCAAAUGGAUGUCCUACGGAAAUGAUGGGAAGCAUCCGGCUUGUGACCAGUCUUACUUCAGCCGGAGAGAGUUUUCUUUUACACUUGAAAAUGAUAUCUACCUUCGGUAUCAGUCUUUCAACAAUGUAGUUCAACUUGAAAAUUCAAUCAAAGAGAAGUGCCCCUUUAAAAUCGAUAUCGGUCCUGUUUACAGUGUAGAUCCUGCUAAGAAGAAUGCAUAUGCCCAAAGUGGUGAUAAUGUUUUUACUCCAGUGGAGAGAGAGCUAAUAUUUGACAUUGAUAUAACAGACUAUGAUGAUGUUAGAUAUUGCUGCUCUGGAGCUGAUGUUUGCCUGGAAUGCUGGCCUUUAAUGACAGUUGCUAUUAAAGUGAUUGAUACUGCACUUAGAGAUGACUUUGGCUUUAACCACAUUCUAUGGGUUUAUAGUGGCCGGCGUGGUGUCCAUUGCUGGGUCUGUGAUGGGAAAGCAAGAAGGUUGACAAAUGAACAGAGGGCAGCUGUUGCUGAUUAUUUUCGAGUAUACAAGGGAAAUGAAAAUAGCAGCAAAAAGGUUUCAUUGACUGGUCCUGCCCUUCAUCCUUUUCUCGUGAGGUCGUAUUCUGAAGUUCUUGAGCGUUUUUUUGAGACAAAAUUGCUUCUCUCUCAGAAUAUAUUUUCAACCGAGGAUAGAUACGAGAAGAUUCUGGAGAUGAUUCCAGACAAAUCUGCUACUUCUGAGCUACGGGGAAAGUGGCAGACUAAGAAAGGCUCAAAAGAAGACAUUAAUGUUGUUCGAUGGGAGCAGCUAAAGAACACACUGCAAUCUGGAAAAUACAAGGCACAAGGGCUGCGUAGGUGUGUUGAAGAGAUUGUGUUUUCCUUUACCUAUCCGAGACUUGAUAUGGAGGUCUCAAGACACAUGAACCAUUUGCUGAAGGCACCUUUCUGCGUACAUCCAAAAACAGGACGUGUUUGUGUGCCUAUUGAUCCUAACCACUGUGAUGAAUUUGAUCCAACUACGGUGCCAACUCUUUCCCAGCUAUUUGAAGAACUUAACAUAGGAGGAACGAGAGCAGAAGAUGAAAAUGAAUGGGAUAGAACCUCACUUGGACAGUCCAUCAGUUUUUUCAGAUCAUCAUUUCUGCAACCUCUUCUAAAAUCCUGCAAGGAGGAGAUGGAGAGCUCCUACAAAGCAAAACUGCAGCAAUCAAAAAGUCCCCUGAGCUGGUAGUACUUUCCAGUCAUUCAUCAGUCUUCUCCUUUCGUAAUGGUGUGAUACCGUGUAAGCUAUUGGGUAAUCAAUGUUAUCAUGUUCCUUGUAAUGUCAUUAUCAAGUUAGAAUAAUCUUCCUGAUCUGCAUUUUAUCAAAGAAACUUCACUACCUUUUGUAAA